Molecule: messenger RNA, 2205 nt
Organism: Bufo bufo (common toad)
Lineage: Eukaryota; Metazoa; Chordata; Amphibia; Anura; Bufonidae
Product: zinc finger protein 2 homolog
Exons: 3
Coding region: 1-2205 (734 amino acids)
Biological process (GO): regulation of transcription by RNA polymerase II
Molecular function (GO): DNA-binding transcription factor activity, RNA polymerase II-specific; RNA polymerase II cis-regulatory region sequence-specific DNA binding
Source: RefSeq, a predicted model, not a curated record
AUGCCCACCUAUAGCACUCAAGAAGUAAACUUCCUAGACCUAACGAUCAAAAUUCAAAGAAAUAAAAUAGUAACUCAGACAUACUCCAAGCCUACAGACAGCAACAGUUUUAUCUCCCUGGACAGUUGUCACCUUCCGGUCUGGCUUACCAACAUCCCACGCAGCCAAUAUAUUCGCCUGAGAAGGAAUUGUACACUAAGCGAACAAUUUGAACAGGAGGCAGACAAUCUAAGUAAAAAAUUUGAGGAAAAGGGAUAUAAUGUCAUUGAAUUAGAUAAAAUUAAACAGGAGGUUCUAAAGAGAGAGCGAAAAUCACUCAUACAAAAGAAUGAAGAGACUAGCAAGAAGAAUGUAUAUAACAAAACACAAGAAAAUCCUGAUUUCAACAUACCGAUAAUCACUCAGUACCAUGGAAAACUAUUCCAAUUCAGACAAAUUAUAAAAAAACACUGGGAUAUUCUUAAACAUGACAAAAUCAUUGGGGAGAAAUUACCCAUGGCACCUAAAUUCAUCUUCAGGAAGUCAAAAAACUUGGGGAAUAUGAUAGCUCCAUCUAUCAGAACCAAUAAGGAUGGAAAUAGGAAGAAACUGAGUGUACCUGAAGAUAAACAGGGAUUUUUUCCAUGCAGAACGUCCCUCCAUCUCACAAAGUGUUUAGAUUCUAACCCUGCUGGGAAUUCCGGGUGUCCCCAGAUGCCCAUAUAUUUUGAGAGCAAGAAAGAGCAUUCCAGUAAAAAUAUUAAGGGCAAAGCUGUAUUAUCACUAAAUUAUAAAGAGGAAGCUGAAGAUAUCAUGCACCGCUCCUCAGGAGAAAACCUCAUUACCCUUAGUGUACACCCAGGACUUCAAAGUACAGAUCUAUUAUAUAACCCCCCUCAUCAAGAGGGACCUUCCCCUGACCAAUUACAGAUUGUUACCGAAAAUACAGGUCAGAAAGGGGAUAAAAAGUUUCAGGGUGGUAAACAGUUUAUAGAAGAAUCAAGACUUUCUACACACAAAAGAAUUCACACAGCAGAGCAGCUAUACUCCUGUUUAGAAUGUGGGAAAUGUUUUACAAAAACAUCACAUCUUAUUCAACAUAAGAGAAUUCACACAGGAGAGAAACCAUAUUCGUGUUCAGAAUGUGGGAAAUGUUUUACAGAUAAAUCAAAUGUUGUUAGACAUAGGACUAGUCACACAGGAGAGAAGCCAUAUUCAUGUUCAGAAUGUGGGAAAUGUUUUACACAAAAAACAGAUCUUGGUAUACAUGAGAGAAAUCACACAGGAGAGAAGCCAUAUUCCUGUUCAGAAUGUGGGAAAUGUUUUACAAAUAGACAAUAUCUUGUUAUACAUGAGAGAAUUCACACAGGAGAGAAGCCAUAUUCAUGUUCAGAAUGUGGGAAAUGUUUUACAAAGAGAUCAUAUCUUGUUACACAUAAGAGAAGUCACACAGGAGAGAAGCCAUAUUCAUGUUCAGAAUGUGGGAAAUGUUUUACAAGGAGAUCAUAUCUUGUUACACAUGAGAGAAGUCACACAGGAGAGAAGCCAUAUUCAUGUUUAGAAUGUGGGAAAUGUUUUACAAAGAGAUCAAAUCUUGUUGUACAUCAGAGAGGUCACACAGGAGAAAAGCCAUAUUCAUGUUCAGAAUGUGGGAAAUGUUUUACAAAGAGAUCAUAUCUUGUUACACAUGAGAGAAGUCACACAGGAGAGAAGACAUAUUCCUGUUCAGAAUGUGGGAAAUGUUUUACAAAUAGACAAUAUCGUGUUACACAUGAGAGAAGUCACACAGGAGAGAAGGCAUAUUCAUGUUCAGAAUGUGGGAAAUGUUUUACAAAAACAUCAAAUCUUAUUCAGCAUAAGAGAAUUCACACAGGAGAGAAACUAUAUUCAUGUUCAGAAUGUGGGAAAUGUUUUACACAAAAAGCAGAUCUUGUUAGACAUGAGAGAAGUCACACAGGAGAGAAGCCAUAUUCAUGUUCAGAAUGUGUGAAAUGUUUUACACAAAAAACAGAUCUUGUUAGACAUGAGAGAAGUCACACAGGAGAGAAACCAUAUUCAUGUUCAGAAUGUGGGAAAUGUUUUACACUUAAAUCAUGUCUUGUUAGACAUCAGAGAAGUCACACAGGAGAGAAACCAUAUUCAUGUUCAGAAUGUGGGAAAUGUUUUACACUUAAAUCAUGUCUUGUUAGACAUCAGAGAAGUCACACAGGAGAGAAGCCAUUUUGA